This is a messenger RNA of Soboliphyme baturini, 1512 nucleotides long. Lineage: Eukaryota; Metazoa; Nematoda; Enoplea; Dioctophymatida; Soboliphymatidae. The record is from the annotation of a GenBank genome assembly.
AUGAGCAUAUUAUUCAUAGGAGAAAAUGGGCAACCAGUGCUUGAUUACGCCAAUUCCGAGUCAGAAGUCGCUUUCGCAAAGUACGGCUUCAACGUUGCUGCUAGCGACAAGAUUUCACUUGAUCGUUCCAUUCCAGAUACGAGGCAUGCAGAGUGUAAAUAUUGGCAUUAUCCGGAAAACUUGCCUCGUACCAGUGUGGUGAUCGUGUUUCAUAACGAGGCAUGGAGCCCGCUGUUGAGGACUGUUCACUCAGUCGUCAACCGGACUCCGUCUAAGUUGCUGCUGGAAGUGGUGAUGGUGGACGACUUUAGUGAUAAAGAGCACUUGAAGAACAAAUUAGACAACUACGUGAAACAGAAGUUUGGCUCCACCGUCAGAAUCAUCCGAAAUCGGCAACGCGAAGGACUCAUUCGUACUCGCAACAUAGGAGCAGAAAAUGCAAGGGGCCAAGUUGUUGUGUUUCUGGAUGCCCAUUGCGAAGUGAAUACGUUUCCGAGAUGGUUGCAGCAGUACUCUAGGCGCACUGUUACCGUGCCAGUCAUCGACAGCAUCGACAUGAACAACUGGGAAUAUGCGCAACAGCGCGGUUACGGCAGCAAACCGUUGUAUCGGGGGAUCUUUGAAUGGGGCCUUCUGUACAAAGAAGCGGAGAUACCGAAACAGGAAGAAGUUCUAAGAGAGCAUCAGUCAGAACCGUUCAGGACUCCGACGCAUGCUGGCGGACUUUUUGCAAUAAAUCGAGAUUGGUUCGAAAAGCUAGGGUACUACGAUCCUGGUUUGCGCAUUUGGGGUGGUGAAAAUUACGACUUAUCUUUCAAGGUUUGGCAGUGUGGAGGCUCAGUUCUGAAUGUUCCCUGUUCCAGGGUCGGUCAUGUGUAUCGCAGAGCUGUUCCGUACAGUUUCGGUAACGUUAGCGGACCCGUCGUGUCCAUAAAUUACAAACGGGUAGCCGAGGUUUGGAUGGACGAGUACAAGGAGUACUAUUACAUACGAGAGCCUUUCAUCAGAAAAAGAGAUGCCGGUGACCUGACUCAACAGCGAGAACUGCGCCUCAAGAAUCGCUGCAAGUCGUUUGACUGGUACAUGAAAAACGUUGCUUAUGACAUGCCUGUGCUUUACCCGAAGUUGCCUCAGAACCUCGUUUGGGGCGAGGUCGUCAAUCCCUCUUCUUACCUGUGCAUUGACACAAUGGGUAAACGUAAUUUUGAAACGAUUGGCGUUUCUCCAUGUCAUCAUUCAGGCGGAAAUCAGUUACUUCGUCUCAAUGUAAAGGGACAGUUUGCUUCCGGAGAAUGGUGCAUUAGUGCUUCACAUGGGCAGCUAAAUGCCGGACGAUGCGUUCCUAUGACGGUCGACGGACCCUGGCGUUACGACAAGACUUCACAACAAAUAUCUAAUGCUCCUUUAAACAAAUGUGUCGCGCUGAAGCGACAGACGUCGCAGCUCGUCCUCGCAGAGUGCAAUGCAAAUGACGAAAUGCAGCGUUGGGUUUUUAACGAGAUCUAUCUUUGA